This is a messenger RNA of Mya arenaria, 2317 nucleotides long. RefSeq names its product serine-arginine protein 55-like. Gene Ontology annotation, molecular function: mRNA binding. The transcript is spliced from 8 exons. The coding region runs from base 79 to 897 and encodes 272 amino acids. Gene Ontology annotation, cellular component: cytoplasm; ribonucleoprotein complex; nucleus. NCBI's taxonomy places the organism in Eukaryota, Metazoa, Mollusca, Bivalvia, Myida, Myidae. The record is from RefSeq and is a predicted model, not a curated record.
CGUGAUUCAAGCCCAAACACGUAGGGAAAUUCUUAUAAUAACAUUUUCUGUUCUGUUUAACCUUAUAUGUAAAGGAAAAUGUCUGCUGCAGGAACAAGAGUGUACGUUGGGAGAGUGCCUAAUGAUGCAAGGGAUAAAGAUAUUGAAAGGUUUUUCAAAGGGUAUGGCAGACUACGGGAAAUCUUGAUGAAGAAUGGCUACACAUUUGUGGAGUUUGAUGACCCAAGAGAUGCGGAUGAUGCUGUGUAUGAAUUGAAUGGAAAAGAAAUGCUCGGUGAAAGGUUAAUCAUAGAACAUGCCAGGGCUUCAAGGCGAGGGGGCCCAAGGGAAAGGGCCGGUGGGUUUGGAGACAGAUACGGUGGUGGAGGAGGUCGGUUUGGUGGUGGAUAUGGAGGAGGAUACGGCGGAGGUGGUGGCCGGUUUGGUGGGGGUGGGGGCAGAGACAGGUACGGGGACUCGGGAUACAACAGCCGGCGACCCAGUGGUGGGGGCAGAUAUGGGCCACCCCAGAGAACUGACUACAGACUGAGAGUUGAAAAUCUUUCAUCUAGAGCAAGCUGGCAGGACCUGAAGGACCACAUGAGGACUGCUGGUGUGGAGGUUACCUUUGCUGAUGCCCACAAACAGAGGACUGGUGAAGGAGUGGUCGAAUUUUCAACAGAGUCGGACAUGCUGCGUGCCAUCGACAAGCUUGACAGCUCCGACAUCAACGGCAAGAAGAUCAAACUGGUCGAGGAAGGACGAGGAGGUCGUGGAGGUGGCAGACGAAGCUAUUCACGCAGUCGAUCCAGGUCUCGCUCAAGGUCUGACAGCCGAAGCUCAAGGAGCAGUCGAUCAAGUACGCCACCCAAGAAACGCUCCCGCACAAAAUCAGGAGAUGAUGAGGAGGAUGAUUGAACGUUUGAGGAUGAUUGAACGUAAAGCGUUGUACUACAGAUUUGACAGUCCGGCAUCUAUAACUUUGCAUGUAUGUGUACAGACUACUGUCAGUCACUGGCUCCUGGCUACUAUGAAGAGUUUGCCACAUGCCCUAAGACUUGUUCUUUUAUUAAAAAACAAAUGUGUCUUUCGAACAUAGUAGACCUAUACUUUAUAUUAUCGAGUGUGUCAAAGACUAAGGUGUUUUUUGGCAUCAGAAUUUUUUGUCGCUGUAUCAAAGUUAAAUAAUUUCAGACAUUGAUACAGUAUGGGGGGGAAUAAUCUUACUGAAAAGAACUUUGUUAUCAUAUAAACCUACAGCAUUACUGAAUAUUUUGAUUACUAAAUAAUCUUGAGAAAAUCUGUUUAUAUAUCUAAUAGUAUUUGAUAAUCCUUGUUAAAAUGCUUGUGCAGUUGCUGCUGUCCUUGACUGCUUGAUAAUGAUUGACGACAGGAAGUAUAUGUUUUAAUGUUUCCGUUUUCAUUGACCGGAUGUUUCCAUUAAGUAGAAAUUCAUCUUUAAUGUGCCUGAAAUUAGAUUUUGAAAAAUAAGAGAUAAUAUUUGUGGAAUGUAUUGUUAACAUUACUUACAGAAUGUUUUUUUUUCUUUUAGAUGUUUAAUUGUUAUUUUAUUUAUGAACUGUAUGGAAGAGAUAUAAAGGUUUAUAAAGUUGAAAGGUCUGUCAAAAAUGUUUUUUUAUUCUCAGAUAUAUGUUAAAAUAAGUUUGAGUAUUGAUCAUUAAAUUAGUUCUGAAUUGAAAAAUCUAUUAAGAAGUACUGUUUAUAUUAAACUUGGCUCAAUAUGCUGGUAUUUUUAUACUGAAUGUAACAAUUCCUGCUUGCCUCGAAUUUCCUGAGGCGCCAUGUUUUUUUUGCCAGUCCCUGCAUGGAUGUUUGAGCAAACAGGGUUUCACUGUGAAUGGUUUUACAUUUUCAAAUUCUCAUUUUGUAAACAUUCUUUAAGUUUUAUUUAUGCAAGUUAAUGCAAGGUUUAAAGUGUAAAUUGAUGUGUCAAUUCUUGUAUAAGAAUUGUAAAAAUCAAUUGAACUAUAGACUGAUAUACUUUUAUUGUGGCGUGGACAUUCUUGUCCUUAUGAUUAAAAUAAUCAACCAUCAGAACCAUUUUGCUGUACAUAAAACAUGAAAAACACUGUAUUUCAUUAUAUAUCUUUUAAACACUAUACCAUUGUACAUUGAUAUUGUAUAAUGCUGUACUGUACUGUAAUGUUGUUUAUCAAUACAGAGUUUCUUUUCUAUUCAACACAUACAUGUACUUCAAUACCAUUACAACAUGUCUUGAACAAGUUUUUAUCAUCAUUCUAUCAUAAUUGUGAGAAAUACACAAGUUUGUUUUUUUACCAUGUAAAAUGAUUAUUGUGAAAUAAAAAUGUAAACUAUC